Molecule: messenger RNA, 1230 nt
Organism: Didymodactylos carnosus
Lineage: Eukaryota; Metazoa; Rotifera; Eurotatoria; Philodinida; Philodinidae
Source: the annotation of a GenBank genome assembly
AUGGAUCGACUAACUCAUCUUGCAACAACAACAAUUAUCUAUCUUCUUCUUCGAAUAAUAAUAAAAGAAAUUGAAGGUCAAAAUAUGGGGCCACAGUCAAUGCGUACAAUGAAUAUAAAAAUUGUACCAAACGCCCAUUAUAAAUUAGGUUAUUUUGCUAACUUUUUGGCUAAUCUAAGUGGUGUCAGAUCAUUAAUGCAUUGUGCUUUAGCAUGUCAACAGGAUUUGUCAUGUCGCACAGCUACUUAUUACAAUAAUUUAUCUCUGUGUAGUCUCUACGACGAAUAUUCAUAUGUCGGAGAAAUUAUUCCAAAUUUCACUACCACCGAUGAUUCAUCUGCUGUUCUUAUUUUACAAGUGUGUCCAGUGGGCUACGAAGAACCGUAUCAUCUCUGUUUUGGCUCAUAUCGUCCACCCGUCAUCUUUUCGGAUGUAGUUAACAAUUUAACAACAGCAGUGGCAAUUAUUUCGAAUAGUGAAACAUUUGUACCACGUUUAAGUUCAAAAUUACUCUACAUACCACUUUAUAAUAGUCCAAUUACUAAUAUUUAUGAUUUAACAACCUAUACACAACAACAGACAAUUGUUACACCAUUAUUUAAUCAAUGUCAUUCGGAUAUUGAUUUUGCCAAUCAGUAUCUAGUCUGUACCGGGUAUUUGCAAAACGGUACGGUGAUUCUAAGUCCUGUAUUAAAUAUGACUAUCGGACUUGAUAAAACCGGGUGGAAUGUAUGCUUAAAUGAAGAGUAUAUUUUUAUAACAUAUAAAAUUUUGGGUAGUACAAUUGAUGUUUAUUAUCGUACAAACGGUACAUUUGCAUUUGAAAUUAAUGGUUUUUAUCAAGCAAAUGGUUGUGCCGUAUUAAAUAAGAAAUUAUUUGUUUUAAAUCCUGGUGUUGGUUUACAAUCAACGGAUUUAGAUUCGUCAACUUUCGUUAUUACAUCGUAUCAGAAUGGAAGUAGUAAUACAAUACAACAAAUUUCAUCACAAUUUACAAUUGAUUCUAGUGGACGUUCGUAUACAUGUGGUUGUAGUAACUCCAUGAAUUGUCUCCCGCCAUCAACAUCUGAUAUGAGUGUGAUUUAUUCAAUGACGGUCAAUAAUAUUACAUUGCUAGCCAAGUAUCUGAAACCGUACAGUUAUUUAACGGGUCGUGCGACAAAAUAUAACUAUCGUUUACUUGUAUCAUUACCUGUUGCAGAAAAUAAUGUUUAUAUCUAUGAAUAUUAA